Messenger RNA from Suillus clintonianus, 618 nucleotides. RefSeq lists its product as uncharacterized. The record is from RefSeq and is a predicted model, not a curated record. Bases 1 to 618 code for a protein of 205 amino acids. The transcript is spliced from 2 exons. NCBI's taxonomy places the organism in Eukaryota, Fungi, Basidiomycota, Agaricomycetes, Boletales, Suillaceae.
AUGGGUAGUGCUCAACGGUACCAGGCAUUGGGGGAGCAUCGCAGAGCCUCCCCAUGCCUCCCCCAUCCAUUAGACUCUGAAUACGACAUAAAGGGACUCAAACCUGACAUCCCCAUUCUGGGCCCUUUCCCAACCCGUGCUGACCUCCGGAAUAUCCUCCUCCGCGAAGCCCCAGUGCACAGCAAAAAAGUCCUAACCCUCGUCAGACUCUAUUUCGUCUACGUCCAUAUUCACUUCGCGUACCUGGAGAUCAACCUUUUGUUCGUCUUCGAUGGCGAUUCCAUCCACUACCUUGACAUGGCCGCGGAGCUCGACCAGACUGGAGAGAGCAUCUGUGGUCCCGAGUGGGUUGUCGCAAGAGACCUGACUGUCUAUGAGACUGGCCCCGACAACAUCGAGCGGUUCAAGUUCGGUUCGAAUCUUGCCGAACAACUGCAAGUUUCGUCUCGUAAUGUCACGGUGACAAACCCAAACAAGCAACGCUAUUCACCCACUCCCAGAAAGCACAUUGUCCCUGUAGGACAUUCUGGUUACCACGCUCUGACGCGGAACGACGCAGCUACAGCACAUCCCAGCAGAUUUACAGUCAACAACGGACUCGUGGCGUCUGCCCAGUGA